Molecule: messenger RNA, 595 nt
Organism: Rhineura floridana
Lineage: Eukaryota; Metazoa; Chordata; Lepidosauria; Squamata; Rhineuridae
Product: hemoglobin subunit alpha-1-like
Exons: 3
Coding region: 38-466 (142 amino acids)
Biological process (GO): hydrogen peroxide catabolic process; oxygen transport
Cellular component (GO): blood microparticle; haptoglobin-hemoglobin complex; hemoglobin complex
Molecular function (GO): haptoglobin binding; iron ion binding; oxygen binding
Source: RefSeq, a predicted model, not a curated record
AGGCACUGGCCGGCACCGACGACUCUGAGCCUCCACGAUGGUGCUGACUGACGAGAACAAGGCUCACGUGAAGAGCACUUGGGCCAAUGUGAGCAGCAAUGCCGAAGCCUUUGGGGCCGAGGCCCUGAACAGGCUCUUCGCGGCGCACCCCACCACCAAGACCUACUUCUGCCACUUCGACCUCAAGCCGGACUCGGCCCACAUCAAGGCGCACGGCAAGAAGGUCGUGGACGCGCUCACCGUGGCCGUCAACCACAUUGACGACAUGUCCAGCGCCCUCUCCAAGCUCAGCGACCUGCAUGCCGAGAAGCUGCGGGUGGACCCCGUCAAUUUCGGGCUGCUGGCCCACUGCAUCCUGGUGACCAUCGCGGCCCACAACCGUGGCUCCCUAAACCCCGCGGUAUACCUCUCCCUGGACAAGUUCUUGAGCCGCGUGGGCGCCCUGCUGAUCGCCAGGUACCGCUAAGCCGCAGGAGCCCGGCGGCCGGCCAGCCCGCCCGGAGAAGCAGGAGACGGAGGCGCCCCCUCCCUCAAAAUGUCCCCCAGCCACCCUCUCCCCCACCAGCAAUAAACCUCUUGGCUGCUUCCAAUGCAA